UUAUUUUUCUACAUACACAUGGUUAUAAAGUGUUAAGAAAAGUCUCUCUUUUAUUUGUACAUUUUAGAGCUCCAAGUACAUGGUCAACAAUAUUAUUAUGGACCACAUGAUCUCCAAUGUUGUUAAACCUUGAAAAAAUAGGACAAAACCUGCAUAACAUUCAAUGUGAAGUACAGCUAUUCUUACAUUCACAUUCUUUUUAUAAUGUGAGCCACCUGUAUUCGUGGGCAAAUGAAGUAUGAAAAUAAUACAGUGAUAGUGUUUAUGGGGAGUAUAGCAUUGUUGAGAGGAGCCUUUAUGGCUGGAAUCAAUCUUGGAGCUGAAAAUCUGGCCAUUUUAAAUGGUUAAUAUUUCCCUUGCCUUUUUUUCUCCUUGGCUUGAAGGUUUGUGCCAGGUUCCUCAGUGCAAGCAGGAAUCAGGUUACAGUCCUUCAGGUCUUACGUGCAUGCACAGCACACACACUCACCAUCAUGUUACACAUGUAGUAAAACAUUUUUAGGUUAUUGCCUAUGUUUUGGGUGGAGUUUUUGUGCAUCUUGCAUCAGUACAUUUUAAUUUGUCAAAUUAACACUGGUAAACUGGUGGUAAACAGUUUGCUAUUAAAAUAAUCUUGAAAAAAAAAUUCUGGAAAGAGGGUGAUAUAGUACAUAGUUGUCUGUGUUAUUGUUGGCUGUGGUGUUGGCCAUGAUAUCAUCAUUUGUUGGCUCAGAUUACAUUUGUUUAAAUAUGGAGGUAAGGUUCAGCUUACAACAGUCAGUUGUAAUGAUGUGUCCACUUUGAAUUUUAGGCCAUUGAUGGGUGCCACUAGAGGACAGUGUGUGUGAGGACCUUCAAAUCUGAACUCUCAUCAAGAGCAUACACAUUCAUACCGUCAAAAUGAAUGAGAGACAGGCUCUUCAUUCAAUUAUGAAGGAUCUGGUGGCCCUGCAGAUGACCAGGCGCCAGUCAGCGUCAACUCAUGACACGGCAAAACCUAAACCGGUCAGCACUGCCGGCUCUUCCAAAAGAAUGGAGGAUGUCAGGAUUAAGUUCGAGUUCUGUGGUGAAAGAAGGAUUCUGAUGUUUGGGCGGCCUGUGCAGUUUGAGGAAGUCCAGCAGAAAGUCAAAACAUUCUUCGGUCAGCAGUUAGACCUGCAUUACAUGAAUAAUGAGCUGUCCAUUCCCCUGCGUGAUCAGGAUGACUUGGAUAAAGCCAUCGAUCUGUUGGGCCGCAGCUCAAACACGAAGAGCAUCAAGAUCAUGCUGCUGACACAGGAACAAAGCAAUGCCUCUUCUCCUUCUCAUCACACAUUGUGUAAGCAGGUUCGGAUAAAAACCUCUCAGUCCACCGGUGAUGUCAGUACUGCGUACCAGUCCUCAGAAACAAGAGGACCCCACCACUCCACCAGCUCUCAGAACACCGGCCGAAGUUCUCCGCCCCCUGGUUACGUUCCUGAGUGCCAACAGCGAAUCGCACGUCAGGGAUCGUACACCAGCAUCAACAGCGAGGGCGAGUUCAUACCUGAAACCAGCGACCAGUGUGUGCUGGAUUCUUGGAGCAGUGCAGAAAACUCUGUGUCUGGCAGCUGCCAGUCAUUGGACAGCAACUCUGACAGUCCCUCGGUCAGGAAGCCUCGUACACACAGGGUUAAGAGUUACCCUGACAAUCGACAGGACUGUGCAGACCGGGAAAACCAUGUUUAUGAUAAGGUUGUAGGGAAGGGAGGGACGUUCCCUCGCAGGUAUCAUGUGUCGCUGCAUCAUAAAGACCACAGUGAAGGUCGACGGACCUUUCCACGGAUCCGUCGUCACCAGGGAAACUUGUUCACGUUGGUGCCAUCACGGCGCUCUCUGAACGGCAGUGAGGAGAGUUUGGGGAGCCGGCAGCUGGUCGAUACUCCAGCCAGACUCCGCCCACAGGAGCGCCCGGUCCCUCAUAAGUCCCCUACAGCUCCAGUGACGUGGCGCAGGGGGAAGUUGCUGGGUCAGGGUGCUUUUGGAAGGGUUUAUCUGUGCUAUGAUGUGGACACAGGCAGGGAACUUGCAGCCAAACAGGUUAAUUUUGACCCUGCCAGUCCAGAGACCAGCAAGGAGGUGAGCGCUUUAGAGUGUGAGAUACAGCUGUUGAAGAACCUGCAUCACGAGCGAAUCGUUCAGUACUACGGUUGCCUUCGAGACCAUAUUGAGAAGACCCUCACCAUUUUCAUGGAGUAUAUGCCCGGGGGUUCAGUCAAAGACCAGCUGAAGGCUUAUGGGGCUUUGACAGAGAAUGUGACACGCAAGUAUACCAGACAAAUUCUGGAGGGCAUGUCCUACUUGCACAGCAACAUGAUCGUCCACAGAGACAUCAAAGGUGCCAACAUCCUGCGAGAUUCAGCCGGCAACGUGAAGCUGGGAGAUUUUGGUGCCAGUAAGCGGCUUCAGACCAUCUGCAUGUCCAGCUCUGGGGUCCGUUCUGUUACUGGAACGCCGUACUGGAUGAGCCCAGAGGUCAUCAGUGGAGAGGGGUACGGCCGGAAGGCAGACGUUUGGAGUCUAGGCUGCACUGUGGUGGAGAUGUUGACAGAAAAGCCCCCGUGGGCCGAAUUCGAGGCCAUGGCAGCCAUAUUUAAGAUUGCCACUCAGCCCACCAACCCCCAGCUGCCCUCUCACAUCUCCGAACACACUCGGGACUUCCUCCGCUGCAUCUUCCUGGAGGCCAAGUACCGGCCGAGUGCAGAGGAGCUGCUCAGACAUCCCUUCUCCCAGAUCGUCUGCGGAGGUUUCCAUCUAGCUUCCUCCACCAGUUAAAACACUCAUUUUUCUUGUUAAAGAGUCAUAAGAUCAGCUUCAAAGGCAAUCUGCAAUUCCACAGCAUGUGAUCUGCCAGCACCCAAUCUGGGCUGUUGCCAGGAUUAAGUGGAAAAACUGGUUUAUUCUCUAAUGGUUUGAAAUGUGAUGAUGUCUCUGGGACAGCAGGGGGAGCUACAGGACUUUCGGGGUGCACAGGCUCUUUAUUACAGAAAUCCACAGACUGAUGGUGUCCCAGGAUUAGCAGGUGCAACAAACAUGACACUGUUUGAGUCACUGAGCUGCUUCGAACCGGACUGUUUCUUACUACAACUGCCAAAUGUGCCUUCUAAAGCCAACAGGGUCAAUCUCACUGACCCCUAAACAAGUUUUUCAGACAUGAAGAAAACUUGUUCCUGCCUCAUACACACAUCAGUCUCGAAUGUUUUGCAUUUGUGAUUAAUCGUAUAUAUAUAUAUAUAUAUAUAUAUAUAUA
This is a messenger RNA of Carassius auratus (goldfish), 3244 nucleotides long. RefSeq names its product mitogen-activated protein kinase kinase kinase 3-like. Gene Ontology annotation, biological process: protein phosphorylation. The transcript is spliced from 16 exons. The coding region runs from base 877 to 2769 and encodes 630 amino acids. Gene Ontology annotation, molecular function: protein kinase activity; ATP binding; protein binding. The record is from RefSeq and is a predicted model, not a curated record. Lineage: Eukaryota; Metazoa; Chordata; Actinopteri; Cypriniformes; Cyprinidae.